UGCAAUAAUUCAUUCGAAAGACAACCAGAACGUAUUGUCAGGAAGUCACAUCCAAAGCAGGUAUAACGACCACCACCACCUGAAAGGUUGUCGGCGACGGGGAACCAACACAACGAAGACGCAGAGUCUCCUAACAACUGAACCGUGCCACAUCCUUCGUCCCAAGGAAAUUAACGUGAUUCUAACGAAGUUGAUGCUUCUAUUACACCUUAAUCCCAACUCUCCGAUUCUAUGGUUCACAAGGUUACCUUGAAAAUCGCGUACGUAAUGCUAAUGCGAAGCGUUUUGUUCGUUAUUUUCAAGAACGCCCGUUUUCGAGCUUACUGUUGAAGCUUUCCACCUGUCGUUCGUACAAGCGUCGAGCUCGCGCCGUGUGUGUGUUUGUGGAGUGCCUCGUGCUUUGUUUAUAUUUGUGAUACAGUUGGGGGUCGAGAGCCAUUUUCCCAAGUGGAUGAGUUUUCUGCGCCCGAUUUUCAUCAUAGAAGUUAUUCAGAAGCGACUAGGAAGAGUGCGAACAACUGGCUUUCCCAACCCCACAUAUUUCGUGUAGACUUGCCAACUGACGACGCGAUGACCUUCUACCAUGACGCAAUGGGACCAAAUGUUCGUUAGAUCCCUCAUAAGGGCGCCACAGUACAGGUCGCUCCAAGACUACCAGAACAUCUACUAUGGCCUUUGCGGUCUGGAAGCGCUGCAAACGUUGAGGGAUUCCACGCUCAGGGCCCUCUGCAGAGUGGUCAGAUACGAGAAACAUGCCGCUGACGACGUCUUAUACUACACCGGCGAGUUGUCAACCUGCUGGUAUAUCUUGCUGUCAGGAUCCGUCUUCAUCGAUGGCUCCUUAUUCUUGCCUAGAUCCAGUUUUGGCAAGAGAACAGGAGGAAACGCUAGAAGGCAACAUGAGUGUUUCGUUUUGGAGCCCUCGGAGAUGAUCGUGAUUGACUAUCCCGACAUCGAGAGAAGUCAGAGAGCUUUCGCGCAUCCGCUGCCGCCGAUCUCUAUGGAUCACCCGCCGCCGCCGCCUCCCGCGACGCAGCAUCGGAACGUGAACAUCAUGUUCGACGACGUGUACGGCGGCCCCAACGUGACCACCUCCGUCAGACCUAACCUCUACUACAAGUGCAGCAGGGGCUCCCAUUCGUCGGACACGAGUUCGGCCUACAGCGGCUCCGACACCAUGGCCUCCAACCAUUCGGAGAUGGACAACGCCGAAGACGUCGACCUGACCGGGCUGAUGGAGAGCGCCGUCGACAGCGACGAAGAGGACGAUCUGGCAGAAAGCAUAGAUAGCCUCACGGUCAGAGACAGGGUACGCGACUGCCUGGAGAAAGACGCCUCGGAAAGGACAGAGGAGGACAUCGAAACGCUGCUGGAGUUCACCCAGCACCUGACGGCGUUCACCAACAUGACGCUGGCCGUCAGACGGGAGCUCUGCGCCGUGAUGGUGUUCGCGGUGGUCGACAAGGCUGGCACCCUCGUGAUAAACGACGGCGAAGAGCUGGACUCGUGGUCGGUGCUGAUAAACGGCUGCGUCGAGGUCAUCAUGGGUAACGGGGAAGAGGUCCGGAUAUUGAACAUGGGCGAUUCCUUCGGCAUACUGCCCACCAUGGACAAGCUGUAUCACAAGGGCGUUAUGAGGACUAGGACGGACGAUUGUCAGUUCGUUUGCAUCACGCAGUCGGAUUAUUAUAGAAUAUUACACCAAGGGGAAGAGAACAUCAGACGACACGAGGAAGACGGCAAGGUGGUCAUGGUGACCGAACUCAGGGGUUCCGUCGAGCCGAACUGCAACCGCAGGGGACACGUGGUCAUCCGCGGCACGCCGGAGCGCCUGAUGCUCCAACUGAUCGAGGAGAACUCCCUGACGGACCCCACCUACGUCGAAGACUUCCUGCUGACGCAUCGCACCUUCACCCCCAGCUCCUUGCACGUGGCCAGCAAGCUCCUGCAGUGGUUCCAGGACGCGGACGUACGAGACAGGGUGACCAGGGUGGUGCUGCUGUGGGUGAACAACCAUUUCACCGACUUCGAGACCGACCCCGACAUGAUCGAGUUCCUGGAGACGUUCGAACAGAGCCUGGAGACGGAGAAGAUGGGCGGCCAGCUCAGGCUGCUCCACAUCGCGUGCGCGGCCAAGGCGCGCAUCAGGAACGUGGUGCUGGCCAGGCCGAGCCGCGACGAACCGCUGAACUUUCAGAUAUUGGGCGGUUUCGAGCGCAACUUCGGCGUGUUCAUCUUCAAGGUGGACAAAAAGUCGAAGGCCGAAGACGUGGGACUGAAGAGGGGCGAUCAGAUCUUGGAGGUGAACGGGCAGAGUUUCGAGCACGUGAGCCUGGCGAGGGCGCUGGAGAUACUGAAGGGUACCACGCAUCUGAGCAUAACCGUCAAGUCGAACCUGCUGCAGUUCAAGGAGAUACUGAACACGCCCGACAACUCGCCGAGGCCGAGGGGUAGAAAGGUGAACGAGAUAUCAAAAUUACAGCCCGAUCCGAGAGCGAGGCUGUCCAGCGUGGACGGCAUCUUAGCCGACGCGCCAGCAGCUCAGCCUGUCACGAUCAACAGUCCGAUGAAGGACGGUAGGAAGCCGACCAGUUUCAUGACGUUGGGGCCUAAGAAGCGACUCCAGAAGGCUCUAAUGAAGAUGAAUAUCUUGCCUAAGAAUAUUAUCAACGUUGGAGUUGGUAGCGAUCAAGUGGAUAGUUUUAACUCGUCGUCUAGCCAAGGAUCUAAUCUGUAUGAAUCUCAAAGUAAUCCUGAUCUGGUGUCGAUGUGCUACGAUGACGGUGGUCGGAAUAAUGAUUAUCCGGAACAUGUUCUCAAGGUUUACAAACCGGAUCAAAGUUACAAAUACCUGUUAGUUCAUAAGGAAACGACCGCCCACGAGGUGGUGAUGCUCGCGCUCCAGGAGUUCGGCAUGACCGACCCCAGCAGCAACUUCUCCCUGUGCGAGGUGUCGGUCACCGACAACGAGACGCAGGCGAUAAAGCAGAGACGGCUGCCCGACCAGCUGCAGAACCUUGCCGAGAGGAUAGGACUGAGUAGUAGAUAUUACCUGAAGACGAACGGGGUGACGGAGACCCUGGUGCCCGACGAGCUUGCGCCCGAGCUGCUCAGGGAGAACGCGUUCCACUUCCUCCAGUUGAACGCCGUGGAGGUGGCCAUCCAGCUGACGCUGCAGGAUUUCUCGAUAUUCAGACAGAUCGAGUCCACCGAGUACAUAGACGACCUGUUCCAGCUGAAGUCGAAGUACGGCACGCCGAUGUUGGACAAGUUCGCCGCUCUGGUCAACAAGGAGAUGUUCUGGGUGGUCACGGAGGUGUGUUCGGAAACGAACCCUGUCAGGAGGAUGAAGAUCAUCAAGCAAUUCAUCAAGGUUGCAAGACAAUGUAAAGAGUGUAAAAAUUUCAAUUCGAUGUUCGCAAUAAUUAGUGGUUUAGGGCACGGCGCCGUAUCAAGACUGAAGCAAUGCUGGGAAAAAUUACCGACUAAGUAUCAAAGAGUGUUCCACGAUUUGCAACAAUUGAUGGACCCCUCCAGGAAUAUGAGCAAAUACAGGCAGAUGGUGUGUACGGAACAGAAUCAACCUCCGAUUAUACCCUUCUAUCCCGUCGUUAAGAAGGAUCUGACGUUCAUCCACCUGGGCAACGACUCCCACCAGGAAAACCUGGUCAAUUUCGAAAAAUUGAGGAUGAUAGCCAAAGAGGUGAGAUCGCUGAGCAACAUGUGCAGCAGUCCGUACGAUCUGCUCACCAUGCUCGAGUUGGGCGGACAGCCCGCCAGCAAUGCCAUGAUAAGCAUGAACCAAAUGACGACGACGAAUUCGCAGCACGCUCAACAACAGGGUCAACAGACGGUGAAGAGACGGAAGAAGUCCACCGCCGCCCCGAAUCCCAAGAAGAUGUUCGAGGAAUCUCAGAUGGUGAGGCGGGUGAAGGCCUACCUCAACAAUCUGAAGGUCAUAACGGACGAAGACAGACUCCGCGAGAUGUCGGUCGAAUGCGAGGGCAUGGCCUCCGGCACAGCGUCCAACCAGGGAAGCCAGAGACCUAGGCGGCACGCGUCGCCAGCGCCAUCUACCACAAGCAGCACGAGCAGCGCCAGUGACGAGAGGAAACCUUCGGCGAAAUUCGGAGCUGCAUCCCCGCAGACGGUCCGAAAGUUGUUGUCGUUAUCCGAUGUAAAUAAGAAGAGACCAUAUCAGCCUUCGCAGGUUUUGGCGGGGAUCAAUCCCGCCCAAGCGAGUCCUGCUGUGAGGAGAGCUCCUAGUGCGACAGGAAGUUACUCAAGUUACGGCUCACACAGCUCGACCAGCAGCUCGGGUAUUGGCGGUAGGGCGAUGCACGAAAGGUCGCACUCGGACACACCGACACCCCUGCCUUCGGUCGCGCUGUCGGCCGAAAGCAGUAGCGUCACAUCUCUCAGUAAUAUGCCGCUAAGAAAAACAGCGAACUCAGGUUCUGUUACUUCUUCUGACUCGGGUCACAGCACAACCAGUCAUUGUAGUACGGGGGAUGGGCUAGUACACCCCUAUCAGAGAUGUCCCAGCCCGCCUCGACCCCCUAUAGGUCCAGGAGGACGCAGGCAUGGCCCACCGGCCUAUAGUGUGGCCGCUCAAAUGGCCCGGUUACAGAGGCUAGGGCGGGCCCAUUCCCACGAAGGCGUCACGCAGAGCUAUCACUAUCAUACCGAUCCUGACACUGAUCAGGGAGACUACGAUAACGACAUCUAUGACAUUGACAAGGACACCGUCAUAAUAAUGGUUUGACCGGUAUGACAUUUGACGUUCUAUUGUGACAGAUAACAACUAACGACUGCUCGAACGUACAUACCUAACAAUACUACCAGAGAAUGUACAUGUUUUCCGUCAUUGCAUGCCUUCCCUCAUUGUCGUACAUACAGAAGGAUUCUUUCCGAGCAUUUUUUUUUUGUAAAAUUUGUACAUAAUACUUCGAAAAUGUUCGAUGUUGCUUUGCUACGAUCCUGAACGCCUUACUGAAUUUGACGAUACAAAUAUACGCUGUGCUAAAAAGUCAAUUUCCAGAGAAACCGUAAGGGAUGUACAGGGUGUCCCAAAUUGCUUGAUUUUGGCUGUUACUCGGACAUAUGUUUUUGAGAUAUGAAAAAAUUCUGAUAUUUUGUACUUUUCAAAAUAUAUCUUUGAUAUUCUUAAUUGACAACAUAUUAUCGAAAUAAAACUAGCUUUCCAAAAAAUUAUAUUAUAUUUACAUAUUUACCGAUAUAUCACUAACCUAUCUAAGCCAGAUACUCAUUUUAGUGAAAUUAUAAUAUUUCAUACAAUAUUCUAUGAAAAAUAUUUUCAUACUAGCAAAUUUUCUAUUUUUUUAUGAGUUCAUAGAGCGAGAUCAAUUUUUCUUUUCAUCUUGAUUUUAGUUGAAAACCUUAUAUGAAUUGAACGUUACAAGAGUAAAAUAGGUUGGGCAAAAUGAUGCAUCUUGAUAGAUUAUUUAUCAAAUGUGAUAAUUUCACUGAAAUAAUAUUCUACUUCUAAUAGGAGAGUGAUAUAGACAGUUUUUUGCCGAGAAACGACUUCCACAUACCUUUAUGAAAGUAAGUACUCACCUGUUUGCUGGUCCCUGCUACGUCGACGUAGCUAAUUCUCGAGCUCUGGGAGAGUGUUACUGAUAUCCAAAACAAAGAAAUUUUGGGCACCCUAUACAUUUUCUGAGGACUACACUUCACAGAUCACAAAGAAAUAUAGAAACAUAGUUUGAAAUUUUCUUGAAAAAAUCAUCGCACAGCGUAUAUCGGACUGAGCAUGAUUGGACUACAUGAACACGUGCAUGCUGAUUCCCAGAAAGGAUUCUCCCAGAUCCUGCAUGAACAAAAAAGCACCCGCCAUCCUUCUGAUUCUGAAAUACCCAGAUCUAAAUUCCCGAUGAAAUUUUUAAUGAACUAUGUUUAUUUCCAAUACAGAUGACGAAGAGACUCAGGUAUCGGCCGUUUGAACGUAACAAAUCCAGUGAUUUCGAAAAAUACACUCGAAAAGAAUAUACGCAUUAUUUUCAAUACUCGUUUCUUCGACUUUUUUUUACAAUAAUUUCUGUAUGUACAAUUCGUGCAACUUAGGGGUACUGGAACAAACAUUGAAAGUAUUCAACGAUUCUCAUUAUGAUCUUCAAGUUGCCAGGUUGGAUUCGAAUGAAUGGAAAGAGGUGUUCAAAAUGUGUUUUCCAAAUUUCAUCUGUUGAUUCCCUUUGUAUUAUGUAUAGAACACCACUAGAUAAUAUAUCUACCUACAUGUAAAUCAAGAUAUUUAUUUUUGAGUCGACCCUGGCAUCAUUUAUUCUUGUUUGUCUCUAUUUUUUUGUACCUGAAUAUUAAAAUCUUUAUACAUCUUUCUCAGACAUGUUUAUAAGUAAAUUUUAUUUAUAUUUAGUUCAUAAAGCUUUUAAUAUAUAUAUUUGAUCUUCUUAUUUUGUAUAUAUAGAGUAUUUUACACAUAUAUUUUAUCUCUCUUUUCCUAGUAUUUCUUGUAUUUAUAAAUGUAUAAAGGGAUAGUUUUAAGAUUGUCGAUAUCAUUCCAAUCAAUUUACGUUACGGGGUGUUAAAAUGUUCUGAAACUCCUUGCAACAUUUACUCGAAUGAAAUGUAUAAAACGAAUCAAGCUGAGCUUUCUCAACACAAUGGAAAAUUAUCUUGUACUGGAAUAUAUCUAUCCAUUCUGCUCAUGUUUUGUAUGAAAAUGAGUUGUCGCUAGGCCAAAUAUCUGUAUCGCAUCUUCCUAAGACACUCGUUUUCAAUAAUUCCUAGAGAUUGAAUCAAUAUCGAAAUUUUUCAAAGUUAACGAAACUGUAAGCUCAAUGUAUUCCAUUUCGACCAAAUUAUAUUUUUAAACAUCAUUUCGAUUGUGUAUACUGUAGACAGACUGAAUAUAGAUGAUUGAAGUAUUAAUUCGAAUUUAGAUUAUCAUUUUUUAUUGAGAAAAAUGGAUUUAUGUCGAUUUGUUUUAUUUUGGUGAUUUGACUAGUCGCUCAAUAUCGUUGUAUGAAGUCAAGACCAUAAUUGAUUAGGAUUAAAACACGACGAAAAAAAAUCAAAUAAUUACUUUUUUUUUCUUCAAAUUCUUGUUGGUUACAUUUUCAAUUUUAAUCUGAAUGUUUUUGAACUUGAUUUUGUGCAACAAUUUUCAUAUGAAAAUUUAGUUACUAAAAAUAUCUAUUAAUAUUUUAAAGGUUGUAUCAUAUCUGUUGUAAUUAGUGUAAAUUUAUUUUAUUCUUAAAACUGGUGAUUGUCUCUUGACAUGAACUUUAAUGUUAAAUAAAGUGGAAUUUCAUAA
This is a messenger RNA of Coccinella septempunctata (seven-spotted ladybird), 7297 nucleotides long. RefSeq names its product rap guanine nucleotide exchange factor 2-like. The transcript is spliced from 18 exons. Gene Ontology annotation, molecular function: guanyl-nucleotide exchange factor activity; protein binding. Gene Ontology annotation, cellular component: apical plasma membrane; plasma membrane. NCBI's taxonomy places the organism in Eukaryota, Metazoa, Arthropoda, Insecta, Coleoptera, Coccinellidae. Bases 584 to 4765 code for a protein of 1393 amino acids. The record is from RefSeq and is a predicted model, not a curated record. Gene Ontology annotation, biological process: Ras protein signal transduction; positive regulation of GTPase activity.